AUGGUGUUUUGGAAUGAGAGUAGUGAUUGCUACUUGUGGGAGGGGGUCACAUGCGACUGGUCGAAUGGUCAUGUGAUUGGACUUGACCUCAGUUGCAGCCACCUUCAGGGCACCAUCCAACCCAACACCACCCUCUUCCACCUUCGUCACCUCCAAACCCUCAAUCUUGGCUUCAAUGACUUCAAUUUCUCUACAAUUUCACGUGAUUUUGGCUCAUUUCCAAGUUUGACCCAUCUCAACCUCUCUUACUCUAAUUUUACUGGCCGAAUUUCUUCAAAAAUCUGCCAUCUGUCCAAAUUGGUUUCCCUUGACCUCUCUUUUAUGAAUUAUAAUCCUUAUGGUUAUUCUUCUUCUCCUCCGUCUUCGCAAUUGUCAACUGGUGGGAAAUUCUCAGAAAACAUUUUUCACUUUUCAAACCUACGAGAGCUCUAUGUAUGGGGAAAUCGGGACCUCAUAGGUAAAUUUCCAUACUUUGAUGCAACUAGUUCCCUUCAGUUUCUUGUACUUGGCGACGUAAGUUUUUCUGGCCAAUUGCCUGAAUCAAUCAGCAAUCUUAAAGCCUUGAAUAUUUUGUCCCUCUUCUACUGCAACCUUUCAGGGUCCAUUCCAGCUUCUGUUUGGAACCUUACAAAAACCACCGAUUUACAGUUCUCGUCUAAAAGUUUCAGCGGUCAAAUCCCCUCAUCAAUGUCAAACCUUGCAAAGCUUAAUAGCUUGUAUCUUUCCGGAAACAAUUUGAACGGACAAAUACCGGAUUCCCUUGGCAACAUGAGCCAACUUACUAACUUGGAUCUUUCCGGAAACAAUUUGAACGGUCAAAUACCGGAUUCCCUUGGCAACAUGAGCCAACUAACUUCUCUCUAUUUGAAUUAUAACUCACUCAAUGGGACAAUACCAUCUUCGUUGUUUGCUCUGCCUUCACGGGUUGAGAUAGAAUUGAGAAACAAUAAGCUACAUGGACCAAUUCCAGGAUUAGUUUAUGAACUCCAGAACCUAACAUGCUUGUGGGUUUCAUCAAAUAACUUAAGUGGUGUAGUGGAUCUAGAUAAGCUUCUAAAGCUUAAAAAUCUGAUCUUUCUUGAUCUCUCAUAUAAUGGUCUCUCAUUGAACAUCAACAACAAUGUCAACUCUACCUUGACCAACUUUGACACUGUAGGAUUAGCUUCUUGCAACUUGAGAGAAUUCCCAAACUUCUUGAGAGAACAAGCCAAAUUGCGUUCUCUAGACCUUUCAAACAACCAAAUUCAUGGUGAAGUUCCAAAAUGGUUAUUCAAUGUGGGGAAAGAUUCAUUGCAAAAUUUAGAUCUUUCAGAUAAUUUCCUUACAAGUUUAGAGCAUCUUCCAUGGAAGAAUCUACAGUAUAUUGACUUGCACUCCAACUUACUCCAAGGACCACUCCCUGUUCCACCUAACACCACAAUUGUUUUCUCUAUCUCAAACAAUAAAUUAAGCGGGGAAAUCCCUCCAUUGAUUUGCGGUCUGAGUUCACUUCAAUUUCUUGAUCUGUCUAAUAACAGUUUGAGUGGCUUGAUUCCACAAUGUUUGGGAAACUUGAGCAAUAGUCUCUCGGUGCUGAAUUUAGGGAUCAAUAGCUUUUCUGGCACCUUUAUUGCAACAUUUACCAAAGGCAAUUCGCUAAGGAAUCUUAACUUGAAUGGCAACCAAAUUGAAGGACAAGUUCCGCGAUCUUUGCUCAAUUGUGAAUACUUGGAAGUUCUAGAUCUUGGAAAAAACAAGAUAAACGAUACAUUCCCUUACUGGUUGGAAACUCUUACAGAAUUGCUGGUUCUUGUCUUGAGAUUUAAUAGGUUUCAUGGUCACAUAGGCACCUCCAAGACCAAAGGCAAACAUCCUUUUCCUAAGUUGAGAAUUAUUGACAUAUCUUGCAAUGAGUUCACUGGCCUUUUGCCAACAAAUUAUAUCAAACAAUUUGGAGCUAUGAUGAAUGUUGAUGAACAUGAAAUGAAAUUGAAAUACAUGGGUGAUAGCUAUUAUCAAGAUUCUGUGGUGGUGAUGAUUAAACGAUAUGAGAUUGAAUUAUCAAGAAUUUUAAAAGUCUUAUCAAUCAUUGAUUUUUCAAGAAAUAAAUUCCAAGGAGAGAUUCCGAAAUCCAUUGGGAGGCUUAAUUCACUUCGGGGUCUUAACUUAUCCCAUAACAACCUUGAAGGCCGCAUUUCAACUUCACUUGGAAAUUUGAAAAACCUUGAAUCAUUGGGUCUUUCCUCAAACAAGUUUGUUGGGGAGAUUCCUCAACAAUUGAAAAGUUUGAUGUUUCUUGAGGUACUAAACCUUUCGGACAACCAACUAGCGGGACCAAUUCCUCAAGGAAGCCAGUUUAAUACAUUUGAAAAUGAUUCAUAUAGUGGGAACUUGGCUUUAUGUGGAAUCCCCUUGUCAAAGAAAUGCAAGGAACUACAGGCACUGCCACCGCCACCAACAAUCCAACAAGACAAGAAUUCAGACAAGUCAAGUGGAUUUACCUGGCAAGUUGUAGUGAUGGGGUAUGGAUGUGGCUUUGUAUUUGGAAUGAUUAUGGGAUAUCUUAUGUUUCUAACUCGAAGUCCAGAAUGGCUGAUGAAAAUUGUUCAAGGAAAACAAUAUAAAAAGGUGAAAAGGUCCAAGAAGAGUGCCAACUGAUGCUGUAAAGGAAGAAAUCAACAAAAACAAAUGGCGUCAUUUAGGUAAGUAGAAUUUGUUUUUAAAGCAUUACUUUGUUGAAUUAUCUUUUAUGGUUUCUAUGUAUAUGCGAUUAUUAAGUUGCUAAUGUGUUUAUUUCAAAACUAGAUCUGUUCCAUUAAGUAGCACAAUAAGGCAAUGGUGUCCACUUGAAGGGGUGUCUCAUGUAGCUGUUACAUUUGACUCCAUGUGCAUCCGGAUAGCAGCUAUACAGAAUCACUUCCAAAGAUUUUACCAUUGUUGCUGUAUUGAGUUCUAAAGCUUUGUUAAGCUGUUUAGUUUUCUUAAAGCACGAGUUAAAUAAGAGUUGCAUAUCAUGACUCUUUCUUGUUUCUUUUCUCGCAUCAUGUAGCAACCUUUAAAGAUUUGUACUUUUUGUAUAUAGCUACUUUUAAAUUGGAUUUCAGUCAAACUUGGC
Camellia sinensis is the source of this 3094-nucleotide messenger RNA. The record is from RefSeq and is a predicted model, not a curated record. Lineage: Eukaryota; Viridiplantae; Streptophyta; Magnoliopsida; Ericales; Theaceae.